Molecule: messenger RNA, 1041 nt
Organism: Haemonchus placei
Lineage: Eukaryota; Metazoa; Nematoda; Chromadorea; Rhabditida; Trichostrongylidae
Source: the annotation of a GenBank genome assembly
GAAAUUGAGCGCUGGAUGAAUUGGUUAGUUAAUGUGCUAUUUUUCGGCUAUGGGAUAUACCAGGUGUCUAGCUCUAUAGGAGAUGCCUCAUGGGCUUAUCGUUCUUGUACCGAAGAAUGUCGAAAAUCGUUUUCUUGUCCAGAACGUUUUGACAGCUGCGGUUGGUCAAAUGGACCAUGUUUUCGCUGCCGCUAUGAUUGUAUGUGGAACACUGUUGAUAUUUUCAAAAGGGAUGAUGGAUUUGUCCCACAGUUUCAUGGGAAAUGGCCCUUUCUCGCUUUGCACAUCUCUCUCUUAGGAGUAGCAGAUCUGGUCAUUCAGGAGCCAGCCUCGUUUGUUUUUUCCUUGCUGAACUUCUAUUCAUUCUAUCUCCUUUAUUCUCGCAUUAAGUUAAUGCAUAAAUUGAACAGUAAUCGCGUUUGGACUCUGUACGCCACCACUGGUCUGGUAACUUGGCUUUGUUCUGCAAUUUUUCACGCAAGAGAUUGCUGGUUGACGGAGUACAUGGACUACUUUUCGGCGUUCGCCUUCAUACUUUGCGCAUCUUACGUCUCAUUUUGCUUCACCUAUUCUUGGAUGGGCGUCUCGACGUAUCGUAUGUGGUGGAUGUAUGUUCCUUUCAGUUAUUCAGGCGAAACUAGUAUUUACCUUUCUGAGUUCAGGUCGUCAAUUUAUGGAUCGUUAUUGUUAUUAUGGUUUACCAGACACAUAUACCAUAUGAUGAAGCACUUCGACUACGGUUACAACAUGCGCUGUUGCAUAGGUGUGUCCAUGGCCACUACAGUGAUGUAUAUGCUAUAUAUUGCUAGCCGAUGGAGAACACUUCGUCAAUUGUCAUCAUCAGAUCGCAUGCUAAUAGGAAUGAUGGUCUGGGCUAACUGUUCCAUUCUUUUAGAAACCCUAGAUUUUGCUCCUAUACUCUGGAUUUUCGAUGCUCAUUCCUUGUUUCAUGCUGCCACCGUGCCGUUACCUCUUUAUCUGGGUGCCUUUCUUCAACAGCACUUAACCGAAACCGAGUACGGUUAUAGCAAGAGAGUGUAA